Molecule: messenger RNA, 632 nt
Organism: Paraphaeosphaeria sporulosa
Lineage: Eukaryota; Fungi; Ascomycota; Dothideomycetes; Pleosporales; Didymosphaeriaceae
Product: histone H4
Exons: 3
Coding region: 218-526 (102 amino acids)
Biological process (GO): nucleosome assembly
Cellular component (GO): nucleosome
Molecular function (GO): protein heterodimerization activity; DNA binding; structural constituent of chromatin
Source: RefSeq, a predicted model, not a curated record
CCUCCCGAAGCGGCUAGCCACGACUGCCGCCUAUUGUGUUGAUUCAGCGCUCGCACGCCCGCCCUGCUCAUAUUUAAGUACCCGCCCGCCCACUCGCCUUUUCCUCUCCUCUUCUCACCCGCAUUCUACCACCCAACACGCCAGUUCAGCUGCACGCGUUUGGAGCUCCACACACCACACCCCAUCACAACUUCAUCAACCCCAUCACACUUUCAACAUGACUGGCGGCAAAGGUGGCAAGGGCCUCGGCAAGGGCGGAGCCAAGCGUCACCGCAAGAUUCUUCGCGACAACAUCCAGGGUAUCACCAAGCCCGCCAUCCGCCGUCUCGCACGUCGUGGUGGUGUCAAGCGUAUCUCAGCCAUGAUCUACGAGGAGACCCGUGGUGUUCUCAAGACUUUCCUUGAGAGCGUCAUCCGCGAUGCUGUCACCUACACCGAGCACGCCAAGCGCAAGACCGUCACCUCCCUCGACGUUGUCUACGCUCUCAAGCGCCAGGGCCGUACCCUCUACGGUUUCGGUGGUUAAGCGUCUAGUUUCUUCCGUCUCGAUUGUCUGCUCGGCCCUUGUCUGAUUGCCGCACGGCUGUCGGUGAGGUCGCGUUGGGUAUCGUGACACGCUUUUGUGAAUGGGA